This is a messenger RNA of Megalops cyprinoides (Indo-Pacific tarpon), 708 nucleotides long. Its product is annotated as paired mesoderm homeobox protein 2A. The record is from RefSeq and is a predicted model, not a curated record. Gene Ontology annotation, molecular function: DNA-binding transcription factor activity, RNA polymerase II-specific; RNA polymerase II transcription regulatory region sequence-specific DNA binding. The transcript has 3 exons. Gene Ontology annotation, biological process: regulation of transcription by RNA polymerase II. Lineage: Eukaryota; Metazoa; Chordata; Actinopteri; Elopiformes; Megalopidae. Bases 1 to 708 code for a protein of 235 amino acids.
AUGUUCAGUCCAGGGCAACUGGUUUCGACUCUCUCACCCUCUGUCUUCCACUCCACCCCGAUGCGUUUUUUCCCAGCUUUUCCCAUGGGACUGAGCUCCCAGCGCCUCCCCAGCCUCCUGGUCCCCAGACCCCUGUUCACCUAUGAAAUCCUGCGAGGUUACCUGCAGCCUGAGCCCGGAAAGCAGGCUCUGCUCCUGGCCAUGCACACAGGCAGAAUGGUGAACGUUGCAGAGAGCACAGAGGAAGUACAGCCAGUCAAACAGAGGCGGGCACGUGCCAACUAUAGCAGCUGGCAGCUGGAGGAGCUGGAGAAGGCCUUCAAGAACACACACUACCCUGACAUCUUCAUGAGAGAGGCCCUGGCCCUCCGCCUCGACCUCAUCGAGGCCAGAGUCCAGGUGUGGUUUCAGAACCGCAGAGCUAAGUUGCGUCGGCAGAUGAAGCUGCAGGGCGUGGCUGGGGAGAGGUCCUCUGAAAAAGACAGCGAGGAGAUUGUAGUCGUGUCUGGCCAAAGCGCCCAGGACCCACAGAGCUCUGAAUACAGCCACAGAGACAGGAAGCAGGAGAAGGGAUGUUACCCCUGUCCAAGGACCCAGCCCCCAGCGCCACCCAUCUUACCAGCCACACCCUUCCAGAAGGAAGUAGAAGGAGGCCAGGCGCGGAGAAAGGAAGCAGAGAUCCAUGCCUGCAGUGCAGCCUCACUGUGA